CCAAAGUGUCAUUAUCUGUCAAUUAAAAAAGCUUAUCCCGUUCUAUCUCCAGGAAAAACUAAUUAAAAACUUGUAUUAUUAAAAUUAUUAGUGUAAAACUUUACAGUUUUCACGAAAAAGAAGCUGGUUGAAGCUCAUAUCGCUUUUUGUCAUGUAUUAAGAGGUCCAAGAGGGAAUUCUUGCAAACUUCUUCCUUCCAAUAUGUAACCCAUCAGUAAGACCUCCAAACCUUCAAAUUUCCCAUACGUAAAACAGAAGACUGAUAUAGAGAUAAAGAAAGAAUGAUAUUUUCAUGAAGUUAUAAGAGAAAACUGAAACACCAAGAUGACUCAACAAGGAGAUAAAAAGAAAUUUUAUUGUAGAGAAUGGGCCUUUCAAAAAUUAUCACACUGUUUGGAUCAACGCCCAAUAUCUAAAACAUGUGGGGCUUUACUUCUAGGCAGCGCAGGAUGUGGUAAAACAACUUUUUGUUCUGAAUUGUGUUGGCCUAGCCAAGGGCUAUCAGGAAGGCAACAGAGAGCGUUAAACAGAAGAUUACUUUGCUAUCAUUUUCUCCAAGGACACAAUGAAAAGAGCCUCUCAUUGAGUGAGUUUGUGAGGUCCUUAGUAACACAAAUAUUAAACCACUCUACUGAAAGCCACAAAGAAAGGAGCCUCAGGAAAAAAAUUUCAAGCGAUGGUAAAAGCGAAUAUAAUACUUCUUCCAGCACAAAAGAAACAGUGGGAACUGCAAGUAACAUUUUAUAUGAUCAUGUUGAAGAAAGUUUGUACAGUAAUGUGUUUCCCGAAACUGUGUUAUCUCCAAGUGUCGAAAGUAAGAAAUUCAUACCUACAACCCCAAAUUUACCACCUAAUCCGAGAACAGUAAUAGCUGAUGCCUACUUGGAGAAGCUGAAAUCAGAUAAUGAGAUCCAAAUUGCUUUAAGAGCAAAAAAUAUCGAAAUGAAUCCUGAUGAUUGUUUGAAGAGAGCACUUCUCUUUCCUCUACUUGAGAUUGAGCCUCCUAAAACUUCCCUUUUUAUAAUAAUAGAUUCAAUUGAUGAACACUCAUUUAAUUACUCUAACUCUACACUUACUAGGUGUAAACCAAGAGAAAGGACAUCACAGAGCAAAACAAUAGCAGAGUUACUUGCAAAUCAUCACCAUUUAUUUCCUCAAUGGCUGCUGUUAGUUUGUACAGCUAGAAAACAGUCCAAAAGCAUUGCAAAAAUGUUCACAGGCUUUAGAAAAUUGAGUCUAGAUGAUUUGAGAAAAAGUCAAGUUGUGAGAGAUGUACAACAGUAUAUUUUAUCUAGGUUGGAUCAAGAACAGAAUCUCAGACAACACAUAAGUAGGGAUACUGCAGAAAUGCUCAAUCAGUUACAUAUAAAAAGCAAUGGUUGUUUUUUGUAUUUGGAAAAGGUGCUAGAUGGUGUUUCUGACAAAUUCAUAAUCCUAAGAGAAGUCAGAGAAAUACCAGGAACACUAAAUGGUCUAUAUCUGUGGUUGUCUCAAAGAUUAUUCAACAGAAAACAGUUUGCAAAGGUUCAACCACUUUUAAAUGUAAUCUUAGCCGCAAAAUGUUCUUUAACAGAAUCCUUACUUUAUGACAUCAUUAAAGUAUAUAAUCCAAAAAUACAUACAGAAGAUUUCAAAAAAAGAUAUGAUUUACUGAAGAGAGUGCUUGUUGUCUCCAAAGCAGGGAAUAUAAGUUUGUUUCAUCAUUCAUUCGCAGAAUGGUUGCUCGAUAUAAAACACUGCACGCAGAAAUACCUGUGUAACAUCUUUCAUGGGCACUGCAUUCUUGCAAUGUACUACACACUUCAUGCAAAGUAUUUGAAUAACCAAGAAAUUUACGACUAUGCAUUUCAUCUGACUAGGAUGGAACAAUAUCUUUGUGAUCAGAACACUCAAAAAACUCAAAGUUUAUCCUAUAAACUUACCAGUGAAAAAAGUAAACAUUCUUCUAAUACUCACUCAAGUGACAAAACUGAACAUUAUCCGGAUCUUAAAAUGUCACCUCAAGAGUUGGCAAAAUUGCCAAUAAAAGAGACCAGUCUGAAUUCCACCCCAUUAGAAGGAAACCCACCCAAAGUCGAUAAUUCAGAUUUCAAUUUAGACCUUGAGUUGAAGAAGUUGGACAACUUUGAAAAUUUGAAUCUGAAGUCCCCUGUCCAAGAAAAGGAUAUUUAUGCUGAAGUCAAUAAAGUUAAAAAGGAAUCCAGAGGUUUCCUACAUCAGAAUAAUGAUUUGCCAACUGUUUUACCGCAGAAUUUUGAAACAGCUGUUGCAAAUGAAGUCAGCACCUCAAAGUCAAGUGUACAAGAUUCUAAAACACUUGACAUUCACACCCUUAUACAGCUCUGGUUGAUUCUAAGUGGUUGUAAUGUCGAAGAAUGUCUUUUGGAGGGUAAUGAAAUGGCAGGUGUAAACUUUGGUGCUUUCCUGCCCACAGAUCAGAAAGUUUUGAAACUUUUAUUGGAAGCAGGAGCGGUUGAACAAACUGAUGUUGAAGGUUGUGAUUAUCAAAGUCAGAUAUCUUUAGCGUCCACAUCUUCUGAAGUAAGCCCUGAUCCCCUGUUCAAUCUCCAUGAAAUGCACGGUCAGGCAGCAUUACAUGUAGCUGCUAGAUUAGGUCAAACAGAAGUUGUAAAGGUUUUACUAGAAGCUGGUGCCAGCGUCGAUGACGCCGACAUUGACGGUUGGACUCCGUUAAGAGCUGCUGCUUGGGGAGGUCACACAGAGGUUGUAGAACUUUUGGUAAAACAUGGCUGUACAUUGGACAGUGUAGAUGCUGAAAAUCGUACAGCAUUAAGAGCAGCAGCUUGGUCAGGUCACGAAGAAAUUGUGAAGAUUCUCCUGCAGAAUGGUGCCCAAGUAAAUUCAACAGAUCACGAAGGAAGAACGGCAUUAAUAGCUGCUGCUUACAUGGGUCAUAACGAGAUAGUCGAUCAUCUGUUAGAUUAUGGUGCUGAUAUCAAUCAUGCAGAUGCGGAUGGUAGAACAGCGUUGAGUGUAGCUGCUCUAUGUGCUCCUAGAUCACCUGGUGUUAAUGUGGUUUCAACACUUUUAGAGAGGGGAGCUUUUGUUGACCAUGAAGAUAAAGAAGGGAUGACCCCACUACUUGUUGCUUCAUUUGAAGGUCAUAGGGAUGUAUGUGAGAUUCUUCUAGAAAACGAAGCAGAUGUAGAUCAUACAGAUCACAGUGGCAGGAGUCCCUUAUGGGCUGCUGCCAGCAUGGGACACGCUCCUGUUGUUGCACUUCUCUUAUUUUGGGGGUGUUGUAUAGAUUCCAUGGAUUCUGAAGGUCGAACUGUUCUGUCUGUAGCUGCUGCACAAGGUUGUGUGGAAGUUGUGAAACAGCUUCUAGAUAGAGGGCUGGAUGAACAACACAGGGAUAAUUCUGGUUGGACCCCACUUCAUUAUGCUGCAUUUGAAGGUCACCAAGAUGUUUGUGAGACUCUUUUAGAAGCUGGAGCUAGAAUAGAUGAGACAGAUAAUGAGGGAAAAGCUGCCUUAGUUCUUGCCGCACAAGGAGGACAUACUUCACUUGUUAGCUUAUUUUUAGAUAAAUAUUGUGCUCCAGUCGAUCAAAGGCCACAUGAUGGAAAGUCUGCUUUGAGAUUAGCUGCUUUGGAAGGGCAUUACGACAUUGUACAGAUUUUACUUCAGAAUGGAGCAGACAUAGAUGCCAAAGAUGCAGACGGUAGAAGUACUCUUUAUGUUUUAUCAUUAGAUGAUCGAUUGGCCAUGUGUAAAUAUUUCAUUCAACAAGGGGCUGACGUAGAGACUAGAGAUCUAGAAGGAAGAACACCUCUUCAUGUUUCAUCAUGGCAAGGUCAUUUAGAGAUGGUCAAUCUUUUAUUGAAGUAUGGUAAGGUACAAGUAGACGCCUGUGAUUUAGAAAAUAGGACUGCUCUUCAUUCUGCCAGCUGGCAAGGUCAUAGUGAGAUUGUCAAGCUGCUUUUAGAAAAUGGUGCCAUACCUGAUCAUACUUGUAAUCAAGGAGCGACUGCAUUAGGAAUAGCAGCUCAGGAAGGUCAUGAGGCAUGUGUCGUAGCGCUUUUAGAACACGGCGCCGACCCUAAUCAUUCAGACGCAUGCGGAAGAAACGCUUUGAGAGUCGCUGCUAAAUCUGGUCAUAGAGGUGUAGUAAGAUUGCUCGAAGAAUACAGUUCUAGGUCUCAUAAGGUAGCUCACACAAGCAGUAGUGCUAAUUCCAUUACGUCAGCGUCCACAGCAGAAACAAAGCCCUCUUGUGCCAUAUUGUAUCCUAAUUCAAACGAUUGGCCUGAUCAACAAAGGAGAUCGAUGAUUUCUCUAGGAAACCACAGUUCUAAUUCUAAAUCGAGCUCUAAUCUUACAAAUUCUAGUCAUUCAAGUAGACAUGGAGAAUGCUCAAGAGAAAAUACUCAAAACGCGCAGCCUUUAUCAUUUACACAAAAGCUCCAACAAUGUUCUAGGGGUGCCAAAACUAGACCGUUGAGCAAAGUACUGUCUCCCUUACAGAGUGAACCUCAAAGUCCUAUAUAUGCAUCGCCUCCAUUGAGUCCUGUUCAUGAUACACCCAACAUUUUUGGUGCAAUGAACAUCUAUCAGCCUGUUUUGAGACAUAAUUUUGCUAAGGCCCCAGAUACACAUUUUGCAAGGGACACACACAUGCGAAUAAUAUUAGGAAAUUCUAGUUCUUCACCAAGUAAUAAAAACGACAAGAAAAAUGAAGAAGAUAGUUCAAAGAAUAAGAGGUUUGACUUUAUCAAUUUCUUUAAUCAAAAACCAAAAAGAAAUGGUAUAGUUACGAAUCCUGCCUUGAGAUUGGUAGCAAAUGUAAAGAAUGGUUUAGAUUCUGCUGCUGCUAACCUUAGAAAGUCAACUUCUUCUGCAAAUCCGGCCUCGAAAACAAACAGUUUUCAUUGGAGAAGGGAAACGCCACUCUAAGGAGGUUGAAAAUGUCAAAAUACUAGUCAAUUCAAUGGUUUUCUGAAAAUUCAGCCUCAUAGUUCACGCUACUCACAACUAGUCCGUUAUCAAAGAUUUUCUUAGUUAUAAGUUUAUUACGAUUAAGGAAUCGUUCCGAUUUUGUUGUAACUUGGCCUAAUUUUCAUUUAGAGUAUUUUAGUUAUAAUCUAAGAAAUAAUGUAUAUUUUGUGAUAAUUUUUUUUUUCAAUUUAGGUGAUAAUUCUAAAAUGCUUUAUUUAACAUAAAUAAUUGGUACUGACUGACCCAGUAAGAAAAUUCACAUUCUGAACAAAUAAUAAUUAGGUUAAUCUAUAAAAGUUGAAAGAUAGUAUAUAAAUAUUUUUUACUUCAAAAAGCACCGUAAAUCUUGACGAUUAAAAAAAUUAUUUAUUUUCUGUUAUUUUAAUUUAAUAAAUUCAUAUUUGAUUUUAUAUUUUCUUGAAACUGUGAUUAAGGCUUAAACUGAAAACUAACUGGAAUAAUGUUUUAUUACUUUUCUUGUCUUAUUUACGGUAUUAAUUUCAGAAUUUCUCAAUGAUUAUUCAAUUCAAUAUAAUUGGAUACAUUUUAAGCAAUAAAGACUUAAAAUAUCACUGACUGAUAAUAAUAUGUGUAUAAGACAUGAUGAGAUAUUGGAGGAGAAUGAUUCUUUAAAAUAAUGUUUUUCAUGAAAAAAAUAAUAAUUGGCACUAUUAGGUUUUAUAUAACAAAUAUGAUUAUCAUUUCUUUAUUUCUUUAUGUGUAUGUCUUGAAAAUUUUGAUGAAAUAGGAAAUGUUGAAGUUAAAAUAUCAAAUACAUUUUUUUUCAUGAAAAACAUAAAUCCCACAAAUACUGGAUCUCAAAAUGUGUGCGAAUAAUUCUUAAACCUCACCUAAUAUAUUUUUCCAAUUAUAUUUUUUAUAAUCCAAGCGAAUGUGCAUGUAACACAAAUUUUUAUUGUGUUCAUUUAUUUCCGAAUAAUUUAAACUUGUGUACUCUCUGUAUUAUUGUAACAAACUCUAGUUUUUAUACAGUUGAGAUAUGCACUGUAUAAUUAUGUUAAAACAGUAUUAAAUAAAAAAUAUUUGAAUAAA
Messenger RNA from Harmonia axyridis, 6012 nucleotides. Its product is annotated as ankyrin repeat domain-containing protein 50. Lineage: Eukaryota; Metazoa; Arthropoda; Insecta; Coleoptera; Coccinellidae. The record is from RefSeq and is a predicted model, not a curated record. Bases 325 to 4917 code for a protein of 1530 amino acids. The transcript has 19 exons. Gene Ontology annotation, molecular function: protein binding.